AUGUAUCCUUCCUCUUCGGAAAUUGAUGCUGACCUCGAACGAUUUAGACGAUUUCACCCCGGUGGCACCUUACUGUGCGUUCCGAAUGCUAAGAAUCUUUCUAAUGAGGAAGUUCGGGGGAUGUUUAACAUUUCGAAAUCUGUAAAAUUUACUAAGAUGAUGAAUCCGACUGACCCGGUUUGUAACGAUGAGGUGGUAGUCAAUCUUUAUCAGCUCGCCUGCGGAUUCUCAAUGCCCGUGGACUCUUUUACUCGUUCGCUCCUUAAUGCAUGGGGAAUUUCAUCGCACCAGAUGCAUCCAUCUCUUUGUUCUGCGUUGAAGCGAGUGCUUUCCAUAUUCAAGACCUACCAUCGCUUCAUAUUGCCGGCAGACGUUCAAAAGUUUAUAACUCCAUUAGGUGGACAGAUACCUGAUGAUGACAGCAGCGACGUUCGUAUAGAAAAAUUCUUCGAUCUACCAAGGAGCCUGUUUGAUGUGUCACUUUCUGAUGAGUUUGUUGAUUGGCGUUAUGAUAGAGAUCUGAAUGCCAAUGAAAUAUCAACCCCAACUCAUGCUGUUCCUCUUAAUCAAAGGCCUGGAGUUACUGUCAUCGAAUCCGACUCCGAGUCCUAUGACGGUUGUUCUCCUAAAGCACCCGAAAUGAAUUCAAUAGAGACCGAUUAUCUUCAAGGAUCUUCCUCUCCUUCUAGUUUGAUUAGAAUUCGCCGAAGACAUUAUAAAACAAAAACGGCUGGUGCUACUUCCUCAGGCGCCCAUGAUUUUGGAGUUAGCAAUGGAAAAACACGUUUCAAGAGGCUUCGUAAAGUAAACGCUUGGUUAACAAAGGAUAUUCUUUUAAAGAAGCAAGCUCGUGUUGUCCAGUGUUGUCCAGUAGGUGGAAUCGCCCCUGCCUUUGACGGAAAUAGAGAGAGCACGAAUUCAGGUUCUAGUGAUGAGGUUCUUGGAACGAACACUGAAAGUUCUAACGAUAUCUCUUCUGGAUGUCCUAGUCCUUUUACCGACUUGGGUGAUGCUGAAGUUCCUUCAGGAAGAGAAGCCGUAAGAGGAAAUGAUUUCUCCAACACUCUUUUUGCUGACGACACCUCAUCUAGUAAAGACAAUGCGACAACUUCCCAUGAUGCUGCUUUAUCACCAGACUGCAGAGAAACUACUCGUGAUAAUGAAGAAAGUGUUAUCCAACCAUCUUUGCCAUCUGAACCCUUGUCCAAUUUUGCUGUAUUUUCUGACGUUGGGAUGAUGGGAAGUGGCUCGACUAACCCUUGUCCGGAAAAUGAAAAUGUUAGAGUAUGCCGACCCACUUCAAUCCCGCAAUCUGACCCUGGCAUUAGUCGACCUUCCGUUGCCUCUCCAUCUCCAGUUCAGUCGAUAACCGAGCCCGAUCACAACAUUUUGCUUCAAACCAUGACAGAACAUUUCAACCAAUUUCUUAAAUUUGCGACUCAACUGAAUGGUGUGCUAAGACAACAUGCUUUGGAAGGUGGUGCUGAUGCCGGUUUGAGACUGGAAAACAUACGGUUGGAGAGCAAAAAUAGUGAGUUGUCUGUCGCUACAGGGGUGCUGACUGAGGAGUUGGCUGGAGCGCGCCAGGAGUUAGCUAACUCGAAAUCCCGUGAAUUGCAGCUGAAACUAUCUUUGGAAGAAAUCGGAGGUGUACUUCCAGAUUCUUGGGAGAACUGACUUGCUCCCGGCUUCAAAAAUCGGUAGGGGCGGUCUGACUUUUGCUUAUUCACCAUUUGCAGCAAUUUUCUUUAACGUAAGACUGCAUUUUUGAACUCUCCAGUAGAGUUCGGCCUAAGUAUCUGAUGGUAUUCGGGGCGUUAAACCAUACUUUUGUACAUGAAGCAACGACGCUCGAACUAAUCAUACAUGUAAUUUUGGUGAUGACGGCAGUAGUGAAAAUACUUUGGUUGGGAAAAUUAAGAUGGUUGGACAUCCAUGUUGAUCGCGGCUCUGAAAUGCUUUAUAUUGAUAUCGUUGUUGUCUGUGGUAUGAUAUUCGCCCCCACUAGUAUAUACAAGUUAUUUCGAAUAUAAGAACUUGUUUAUGCUAGUAGUUUCUUAUCCUUUGUUGGUGCUUGCGGCAGUGUGAUAAAAACCAAUGAUCCUGCUAUUAAAACUUCUCUGGUGACCUGUUUGCUGAACUAGACUGGCUGCUCGUAAUCUUGUGUAAUUAUGCUCUUACACAUUUUGCAAUACCACUUGCCUGACAGCAAAUGCAUAUCCACUUUUAGCUUGUUGCUCCAUCCACACUUCUCUUGUUUAGCACUGCCACAGAAAUGAAAUCCAUAUAUUGAAGUCUUGAGUUUAAAGAAAAACUCAUCAGAUCUUUGUCCUAGUUAGUGUAGUCGCCCCACUGGCAUAUACAAAUACUAAGGAACUGAAGUACUCGUAUGUGCUAGUAAACUUGUUUGUUUAUGUGCUGUUGAUGCUCCGUUACUCGUCUGUUCCUCAAAACCCGGUUGAACAACAAUAGAGGCACAUCAGAUAUUUGCAACUCAAGAAUGAAUAUGACGCUUCAAAAGCUCCGUUACGCCUAUAUAAGUAGAUAUGACCAAAAAUUCCCUGAUACAGAAUGUCCACAGGUUACAUCAAUACCUCCCAGGCGACGACGACUUUUAUUUUACUUUUGCUGGAGAAUCUCUCAAACUGCAAUAGAAGGAACUUUGAACUCGAUCUAGCUUGACUUCCCACUUGUUUAUCGAACCUAAACAAUGGGCUGAUGAAUUUUGCAUUAAAUUUAGGUGUCCCGUAACUCGCCCCGAGCAUGUUGUUUGGAGUGUCACGCGAACCCCCAAAAAUUGUUGUUUGCGCCAAGGUGCUACGUACCUCGCCCCCAAACGACAAUCAUCGUAGUUGGAGUGAUACGUAGCUCGCCCCCAGCAAGUGUCAUGCUGCUAAAUGCUCGCACAAGGGUGCACCUCCUUACUGCAUUUUGCUCGCGCAUGAAUUGGAAAUUUGAGUUUUCUGCUACCUUGAAUUCGCGCAGGGGGCCAAUCCCACUAUUCAAGAUUCGCGCAGAAUUGUAAGAGAUUGAGUAGGAUGAGGGUCGCUACAUCUCUUAAUAUACAUGGGAAGAGUAAUUCUACUGCUAGAACACGCGUAGGACGCAAGCCGUCGCUACUGUUCUUCACUCGCAUAGAAAUGCGUGAACCCUACUGCUAGACUCUCGUAGGACCCGAACCGUCGCUACUGUUCUUGAGCAGUACAUGACUGGAUUAGUGCUGCACUCCCAAUAUUUUUUAUGGGAAAGAUUAAAGCUAAAUUUCAUCUGCUCUGGUUAGCUUUUUGCAUUAAAAUUAUUAGCAAAUCAAUCACAAAAGCGUACAAUGUAAAUGCAUAUCAUGUUGUGUAUGAGAUGAUAGUAUUCAGGGUCACGUUGUGGGAUACCCAAAUGUUAACAUAUACUGCACAUUUUUGGCUGGCACAAUAUACAGUUUAUGCAACAAUAAAAGUAGUGUAGUUUAAUGGAAUGGACUUACAGUACUGGGGGAGAAAAUGUUGGAGGUACUGGUACCAAUGUUGUGAAUAUGGCAAGAUGGGAUACCACACAACCCUCCAUGAGUUUUAUCAUUCAGGUCGCAUGAGCCGAUUGUUGUUUGUGAGUACCCUGCGACAUCGAGCAGCUUCUCAUCUCCAACACGGUGGUUAAUGUAUUUCCCGAGUAUGUUGAUCUUGUAUUCAAACUUGAAAAUUGGUUGACCUAUUGGUGGUGCCUUUGUGCGAUAUUGUAGCAAUGCAAGGAGAUUUUCCUCGUUCUCGCGUCAUGGGAUGGUGCUCGACAGCAGGGUGAG
Molecule: messenger RNA, 3790 nt
Organism: Papaver somniferum (opium poppy)
Lineage: Eukaryota; Viridiplantae; Streptophyta; Magnoliopsida; Ranunculales; Papaveraceae
Exons: 5
Coding region: 1-1677 (558 amino acids)
Source: RefSeq, a predicted model, not a curated record